This is a messenger RNA of Zonotrichia albicollis (white-throated sparrow), 6782 nucleotides long. RefSeq names its product MCF.2 cell line derived transforming sequence-like 2 (gene MCF2L2). Gene Ontology annotation, cellular component: cytoplasm. NCBI's taxonomy places the organism in Eukaryota, Metazoa, Chordata, Aves, Passeriformes, Passerellidae. Gene Ontology annotation, biological process: intracellular signal transduction. Gene Ontology annotation, molecular function: protein binding; guanyl-nucleotide exchange factor activity. The record is from RefSeq and is a predicted model, not a curated record.
CCAGACGUGUGAGUAAUUGGCUGAGCAGCUCUGCAGAGCAGUCUCCUUGCACCGUCCAAGCUGAAAUGCAGAAGUAAAAAAAUUCGUUCUCAGAGAUGAAGACUCAUAAAAUCAUAAGCCUGAAAGGAAUGAAAAAUCAUGAAGAAAAACCUUUUCUCAAAGAAAAAUUCUUUGUGAACAUAGCUGGCAUGCUCAUUAAGAGUCGUUCUGUGAUCUUGCAAUGUGCUUCUGGGAUCUUCUCUCUUCAUUGUUGCUUAUAAGACAGCUUUAAAUAAAUGAUAAGGAAGCCAUUCAGGGCAUGGGCUGCGCUGAGGUUCACAGCUUUCAUUCUGAAUGAGAGAUUAAAGUAAACUGAUAUUGAAGGCAAGGAGGGAGAAACAAACACAGUCAGUAAGCCUAUAAAAGUCUUAGCCAAUUGCAAUGGUGAACAUCCUGCUGGCAAGGGUGACCUUGAAUGAACUAAGUGGGAUAAAGUCACCAGGCUGGACUGACAGCUGAAGAAUCAGGCUGGAUUCCAGCAAACAGAGAGCAGAUUCCUGACAGGAGUCUCCUGAGCUGUGGCAAUGGCUUCUCGGUGUCGGAAAUGUGGACAACAGGUACCCAGGAAUCUGCCUUUCACUGCUGUCCGGAUAACAGAAGGAGAAAUGAAAUCGUACCAUGAUUUUAUAGGAGGGUGCGUUAGACUGGAGCGCAUGGCAAAGAAAGAUGAAAUCAUGCAGCAGGAGAUACGGCCGCUGGUAGCAGUGGAUAUAAUAGAGCAGCUCCACAGGCAAUUUGCAAUCUUGUCAGGAGGAAGAGGGAAGGAUGGGGCACCCAUUAUAACCUUUCCAGAAUUUGCAGGAUUCAGUGAGAUACCUGAUGAUGAUUUUCUGAACGUGGUCACUUAUCUAACCAGCAUUCCCAGUCUGGAGGCUGCCAGCAUCGGAUUCAUCAUCAUCAUAGACAGACGACGGGACAAAUGGAGUGCAGUCAAGGCAUCCCUGACACGAAUAGCAGGAGCAUUUCCAGGGAACCUGCAGCUGGUGUUUGUCCUGAGACCCUCCCGCUUUAUCCAAAGGGCAAUCGCUGACAUUGGCAUUAAACUUUAUCGAGAUGACUUUAAAAUGAAGGUACCGAUCAUCAUGUUAAAUUCUGUCUCUGAUCUGCAUGGCUACAUUGACAAGAGCCAGCUGACGCGGGAGCUGGGAGGGACCCUGGAGUACGGGCACAGCCAGUGGAUCCAUCACCGCACGGCUAUUGAAAACUUUGCAAUGACAGUAAAAACAACAGCACAGAUGCUACAGAGCUUUGGAACAGACUUAGCAGAGACUGAACUUCCCAACGACGUGCAGUGCACAGAGGAGCUUCUCUCCUCACACACCGAGCACCACAGCAAGCUGAAGGAUGAGCUGAAGCUGGCAGUGAAGCAGGGGGCCACCUUACUGACGUGCAUCCGGGAGCCAGUCACCCGAAGUGCCAACAGCAAGCUCAGUCCAGAUGAACUGGAAAAUGUGGCCACCGUGGAAAGGUUGUUGGCUCAGUUGGAUGAAACAGAAAAGGCUUUUGAUCAAUUUUGGACCAAGCAUCAUCUGAAACUAGAACAGUGCCUGCAGCUUCGACACUUUGAACAUGAUUUCAGAGAGGUAAAAUUAACAUUGGAUAAUCUUAUGGAAACACAAGCAGGUUUUACUGAUAUUGGAGACAGUGUGACUCGAGUUGAGAACCUCCUCAAGGAACAGAAACAUCUGGAAGAGAAAGGACAGGAACCUUUGGAGAAGGCCCAGUCUCUGGCUCUCCAUGGAGAACAGCUCAUCCAAAACAACCAUUAUGCAGUUGACUCCAUUAGACCAAAGUGUGUUGAACUCAGGCGAAUUUGUGAUGAUUUUACCAAUGAGACCAAGAAAAAGUAUGAUAUUUUGGGAAAGUCUCUUGAGCUGCAUAAACAGUUAGAUAAGGCAAGCCAAUGGUGUGAAGCUGGAAUCUACCUCUUAGCUUCCCAAGCUGUGGACAAGUGCCAGUCACAAGAGGGAGCUGAAACUGCACUCGUUGAAAUUGAGAAGUUCUUGGUAACAGCUAAGGAACACCAGCUCUCCAACCCAAAGGAGUUCUACAAUCAGUUUGACAUGAUCCUCACCCCUGAAAUAAAGGCCAAUGCCCAAAGAAUUGUACAAAAACUCGAAGAUGUGCAAGAAAUGUUUGACAAGAGGCAAGUCAGUCUGAAGAAGCUGGCAGCCAAACAGACCCGGCCAGUACAACCUGUUGCUCCACAUCCUGAAUCUUCCCCAAAGCGAGCAUCACCAAAGAUUACCAGACCAGCAGCAGUAGCUACCAACAGGAGGUCUACAGAAAUUUCCUGCCCUCCAAAGACUGUUUCUGAAGUAGACUUAUCAAAAAAGAAAAGCAUUAAGAAGACAAAAGGUGGAAUUAAGAUUGAAGUGAUGCAUGAAGCCAGUCAAGGAGGAUCCAGCAGAGUCCUGGUGACCAGUGAAAGUGAUGAGAACUUGUCGACAAGGAGGAGCCACAUAAUCAAUGAACUGAUAGAAACAGAACGGGUUUAUGUAGAAGAACUUCAAAGUAUAAUAGAGGGGUAUGCUUCAGAAAUGGACAAUCCGAAUUUAGUACAUCUGAUUCCAUCUGCACUUCAGAACAAGAAGGAAGUUCUUUUUGGGAACCUCCCAGAAAUCUACUAUUUCCACAACAGGAUUUUCCUUAAGGAGAUAGAAAAUUGCAUUGAAAACCCUGAGCUUCUUGCCCGAUGCUUUUUGAAAAGAAAGGAGGACCUCCAAAUAUAUGAAAAGUACUGUCAGAACAAACCAAGGUCUGAAGCUCUCUGGAGACAGUGUGGAGACAGCAUCUUUUUUCAGGAAUGUCAGCGUAAAUUGGAUCAUAAGCUCUCACUUGAUGCUUAUCUCUUAAAGCCAGUUCAGAGAAUCACCAAGUACCAGCUGCUGCUAAAGGAAAUGCUGAAGUGCAGCAAGAACUCAGAAGGCACUGCUGAAUUGGAAGAAGCCUUGGCCACAGUGCUUGAUAUCAUCAAAUCAGUAAAUGAUUCCAUGCACCAGAUAGCAAUCACAGGAUAUGAGGGAGAUGUCAGUGAGCUUGGCAAGCUGUUGAUGCAGGGCUCCUUCAACGUAUGGACUGACCACAAGAAGGGGCAUAACAAGGUGAAGGACUUGGCUAGGUUCAAACCAAUGCAGAGACACCUCUUCCUCUAUACAAAAAUGCUGCUUUUCUGCAAGAAACGGGAGGAGAACACCGAUGGCCAUGAAAAGACAGCUUCAUACAGCUUUAAAAAUUCAUUAAAGAUGAGCACUGUGGGCAUUACAGAAAAUGUAAAAGGGGAUAAUAAGAAGUUUGAGAUCUGGUAUAAUGGCAGAGAAGAAGUCUAUAUCAUUCAGGCAUCUUCUGUUGAGCUGAAGAACACUUGGAUUUCAGAGAUCCGCAAAGUCCUGACAGGACAGCUGGAGGCAUGCAGAGAAGCAAGUCAACUGCACCAAAGAAUCACUGAGAGUGUGUAUCAUGCACCAAUGGAUUCCUCCAAUGCAAGCAGGUAUAGCAGGAAGUCAUCAAGUAUAUAUGAAAACAAAUCUGAGACAUCAAAUGUGGAUGCAUCUAACAAUAAAAACAGGAAUUCCAGUCCCAGCGCCAGACAAAAGAGAGUUGAUGCUUCCAGCAGCCUUAACCUUGAGCGCACAGCGCUUGCUAGAAAGCGAUUCACAUUGCAAGGUCUUUCCAACCGCAGAGCUCCACCCAAAGAUCCAGAGUCUAAGGACAGAGAAGUUACCCGUCGCUUUUCCCUAGCCUCCUCCAUCAGCACUACAGCCAAUGCUUCUGCUGCCACCAAAGGUCCCCUUGUUCCUGCAGUUAAAGUCAAGAGACAUGAAAUAAAGAGUGACCCAACUCCCCUGGGGUUUGAAGAUGCUUUUGAGAACACCAUUUUGGCCCAGACUAAAUGUAAUGCCGGUCCCACCACGAGAUCCGUACCUAGAUCUGCUUCACAGACAGGUUGGCCCGGCAGACAAAUGCCUUCUCUAGACACAUUUGAAGAUUUUGAAGCCAUCCCUUCCAGCAUGGAUGAACUCUCUAACUCUUCUGAUUUGGAGGAAGAGACCAACCCUAACAAUGGGAGCAAUCUCUUCCGGGUCGAAGGCAGUUUUGACAGCUGUUUCCCAGAUUCUCUCUCUCUCGAGGAUGGAGAUUUAGUGCAGUUUGUGCAGGAAGGAGAGAAUGGUCAAUGGUUAGUGAAGAAACUGGUCUCUGAGAAAAGCGACUGGGUUCCCUCCAGCAUAUUGCAGCCAGCAGAGGGGGACAGUAACAACAUAAUUAAGAGCAGCAAUGCAGACACAUACAACGAUUCCUGCAGCACAGCCUCAGUAGAGUCAGACACGAAGGAAAGUGAGGUGGCCAAAAGCUUCCCAGCAGAACAGAGGGCUGGCAGCUGAACAGCAGGACCAGCCUUCCUCAGGACCCAUCCACCUGUCUUUAUCUUGGGUGGACACUGGAUCAAAGUUGCCUUCCUCACAAGCUCUGAGGUUCAUAAUUCACUAAAAUUUUAUCAACAUGAACAGAUGAGAACUGUGCUGUCUACCUGGCAAGCUGGGAAAAACAAACUUGAAAGGAGCAUUAAACAUCCAGAAAACAUCAAAAGUACCUCCAGUAUUAGAGGAGAAAAAUGCUUCUUGCAUUGAUUAUCAAACUGUUUCAGAAGAUGUGGCCUAAAUUAGGUCAACAGCAGAGCUGAAGAGUCUCUAUGCACGCACCUUUUGGCAACUUUGCUUGAGCACCACAUCACUGCAGAGGGGCACAUGGUGGUUAUGAGUCCUUGCUCCACCCUGGGGUCACCUGGAGGUUUUUCCAUUUGCUUGCCUCUGGCUGUGCCUUCCCUGUCCUCCUUAAUUCCAGCUGAUACAUCAUCACAAAUGUGCCCUUCUCGCUGUCAGUCAACACCAAAAACACCCCACUUGAGGGUGGCUGUGGAAAGGAGACUCCUGGCUGGGACCAUCAGCAGCAGUGCCAUGGCCCAGGAAGGCCCUGCUGCACACAGCAUUCCACACCUGGCAUGGUGCAGGUGGCAGCUCCUGCCUGGGAGGCGCAGGGCUAAGCAGGGAAGUAGACAUGUAACACUACUGUGACAAAGAACACUGAACUCUUUUUACAGUCUGAGUCAUUCCUCUGCCCCCUCUACAGUCUCUGGUUGCUGGAUCACAACCCUUUGCACUUGGUGCCGAGAAUUCAGUUGAAUGCCAUUUACUGUCACAUGUUUGAGUAGACUGCAUGCUUUCCUUGUGUGCUGGGCUAUGAGUAGAUACAUUUCACCCCCCCAUUUGGAAUAUACUUCAGCAUUGCAAAUAGGCAGUGAGCAUUAGAUGCUCCAAUGAGUGGAUAAAGUGUUGUUGUUAAAUAAUUCUUUCCAAGACGUUUGAUGAAAGGACUGUACCAAAUCUCUGCCACAUAAGGAUGUAAUGUAUAAUAUAAAGUGAUUACAGAUGUUAUGAUUCCUAUAGAAGCCAUUAGCUCAUUUAGAGCAGCUGUUAAGGCAUGAAGGCAUUUUGAUGGUAAUUGGGUCUUAGGUCCCACAAAAGCUGCUAGUACUGAUAAAUACUGCUAGUAAAGAUAAAUAGCUAAACUAGCUAUUUAAACUAGCUGCUAGUAAAGAUAAAUAUUGACUAAGAGCUGCAAACAGGCAAAGAUCAGUCUGGUAAAAAUGAGCCCAGAAGAAACUCAAGAGUGAGUGAGUGGCUUUCACUCUUAGGGAUGUUUUGCUUAACCCUCAGACUAGUGGUGCUUUAUGUAAAUAACAGAGGGCACUAAAAGCACUAGAAAUGGAGAUGAAGCAAACCAAAACCCACUCUUUACUAAGUGAGCCUCUGAGCAAAGCAGUAGGUGUGUGUGCCAUUUCUGCUCUCACCUUCCCAGGGACUCGAAUGUUUUCCUUUGUGUCUCAGUGGAGGCUGGUGUUGCAAGUACCUUAGUGUGGGAGUCAGGAUAGCUGUGGAGCAGGCAGAUAGUCCUGUUUGAGAAAAAGCCUUGUAGCAGGAAAAAGGUUAGUCAGAUUUUUUUUUUUUUUUUGCCUGUGAAGACUUACUGCUUGAUUCUAAGUUGCAAUGUGGUGAUUGAUUCCCAUGGCUCUUCUAACCCUCCGUAUCUAAACUCUGUGAUUUUUGACAUUUUCUGUUCAGGACUAAAGGACCUUUCUGGAAGCUAUUUUUGUUCUAAAGAGGUAGGAGCUUGCCUGUUUGUGUUGGUCAUUUACCUCAAAAUUGACAUGUAGGCUCUCAGGAACACGAAUCCUCUUGGUCUACUGUGGUUAUCAGCAUCCUGCAGGAAGAAUUGAUUCCUUUCAGUCCCCUAAGGAAAUGUGCAGCAACAUUUUCUUAUAGUGCAAUCCUCUCUCUAAAAUGAAUUAAUUCUGGUUUUUCUAUUACUUUCAGUAAUUUUUGCACAGGAACAGUGCUGCUGUCUACCCCUGCCCUAAGCAUAGGAGAGGGAAGGGCUAGGGAGCUUUGCACAUUAGUGAGUAUAGUAACCUUUUGUGUGUGGGAGAGAGAGAUAGGGAAGGGUUACCCUGAGUGUAUGAAACUGCCAAAUUGAAGAUUUGUGACACUGCUGAUGGAUGGAAAGACAAAGGAGCAACCUUCUGGCUUUGCUGAGACAAAAUGGGGUUUGAUGACUUUUUGAGUUUUUUAAAUAGUAUGCAGGACAGUCUUUUAAUUAGUGUAUUUCUGUCAAGCAAAGAGAUAAUUAAGGGAAUGACUCUCCAUGUACAGUCUAGAAGAUGAUUUGGUAAAGUCCAGCAAGACUAA